AUGGCAAUAACAGCACUGCCGGUGAAUUGCUGGCUCAGGGAGCGCUUGAACAAGUGGGUGCAGCUGUCCGGACACGAAGGAACAAUAGUUCCGGCAACUGAUAAAACGCUAUGGAAGAAACGAUCGUACAGCGGUUGCAACGAAAGUAAUGCGUAUCGUGCAUUAAUGAACGAUUCUGCAUUGCAAGCUUUUGUGCCUCGAUAUUACAGAGAAGUCGAAUAUGGAAAUGAUUCUUUUAUCGAAAUUGAAGAUCUCACAGCUCUGUUUGAUGACCCAGCGAUAAUGGAUAUCAAGAUGGGAACCAGAACUUUUCUGGAAUCUGAGCUUAACAGUAAAAUCGUACGAAAUGAUUUGUAUGAAAAAAUGGUUUCAUUGGAUCCUUAUGAGCCUACAGAAGAAGAACAUGCUACUAAAGCUAUAACGAAAAUGCGUUACAUGCAGUUUCGAGAGAAGAAAAGUUCUACUGCGACAUUAGGUUACAGGAUUGAGGCUGCAAAAAUGCCAGGUGGAGUUUUGCAAAAAAGUUUCAAGAAGAUAAAAACACAUGAAGAUAUCAGGAAAACAUUAGUGGAGUUUUUUGGACAACACAUAUCAACAGCGGGUUAUCAUAUUCUUCAACGCCUGCAAAGAUUACGAGAAGCUGUUCAAAAAUCGCUUUUUUUCCGAACUCAUGAAGUUAUUGGUAGUUCAUUACUAUUAAUGUAUGAUGCAACAUUAGCUAAUGUAUGGAUGAUUGAUUUUGCCAAAUCGAUUCCAAUGGAAAUAGACUCAGUAAACCACAGGCGAGAAUGGAUUUUCGGUAAUCAUGAAGAUGGAUAUUUUGUAGGACUGGACAAUCUUAUCAAGAUUAUGGAAGAAUUGAUUCUCUUAUGA
This is a messenger RNA of Brugia pahangi, 873 nucleotides long. Lineage: Eukaryota; Metazoa; Nematoda; Chromadorea; Rhabditida; Onchocercidae. The record is from the annotation of a GenBank genome assembly.